AUGGCAGCUGGGCCGCGCAGCCUUGCUUUGCCGUGGCUCUGGGUCCUCGUCCUCAGCCGUUUUGCAGACAGCGAAGAUGUACCGUGGUGUGCACCGCUCCCUGGCCACAGCUACGGCAACCAAGUGCUGCUUGUGGAGAGAGAGGGCUUCAGUCCUGUGCCGCUGCCAGCCGGCUCUAGCCACGAUGCAGCGGACUGGGAUUCCGAUGGCGAUAUUGACAUUCUGGUGGGGGCUCCUGGCGGCACCCUCCGCUACUUCGAGAACCUUGGAUCAGGCCUUCUGACAGAACGGAUCGGGCCGGAAAGUUCCUUCCACUCCGUCCGGGUGCCAGGACACGCAGUGCCCCGGAUAGUCGACUGGGAUGGGGAUGGAGAUCUCGAUCUCCUUGUGGGUGCAGACGAUGGACAGGUGCACUUCUACAGCCGGCUCAGCGAGCAUUCCCUGCACUACCAGGGACCUGUGUUUGCGAAGCUCUCCGAGCCCUACGGUUUCAGUGCCGUGGACUGGGAUGGGGACGGAGACCUGGAUAUCAUCUCCUGUGGGGAAGACCCCGGAGUGAAGCUCCGCUUCUUCGAGCGUGUGGAGACGGGGGAGCUCAAGGAGAUGACGGGCACAUCAAAUCCUUUCGCAGGAUUUCGGGUGCCAAUGCAGCGGGAGCCCUGUCACAUCUAUGCUGCCGACUGGGACGGAGACGGUGAUGCGGACUUCAUGUACGUCGGUCAGAACCUCCGGUACUUCACCCGGACCGCACGGGGGACGCUGGUCCAGCGCGAGCGCCACCUAAACCCCUUCUACGACCUCCAGCGGAAGGAGAUCGAUUUGCAGACCCUCACUUUCGUGGACUGGAACCGUGAUGGCGACUUAGACAUCAUCGCCGGCCCCGUCACCUCGAACUCCAGCCUCCGCUUCUUCGCGCGCGAGCGCGUGCGACUCGUGGCCGAGGCAGAGUCCGUUGGACCCAAAGGCACCGCGGAGAAAGACAACGCGACAAACUACUACGUACCAUGUGCAGUGGAUUGGGACGGAGAUGGUGAUACUGAUCUGCUGGUGGGAUGUAGUAAUGGCACGGUUGCCUAUUACGAGCAAACACCUCAAGGACUGCAACAGCGCGUUGGGUCCGCAAAUCCCUUCGACGGUAUCUCGGUGGAUCUAAUCGCUGUUCCACGCGCUGCGGACUGGGAUGGGGACGGUGACACAGAUCUCCUCUUGUCGGGCUUCCACUCAGCGGAUGGGGAAUACGAUGGCUCAGUGCGAUACUUUGAGCGUAUGGAGGAUGGCAGACUGGAGGAGCGAAGGGGGCCAGAAAAUCCUUUCAGCGUCGUUCUUCCGGAUGGUGAGAUGGUGGUGGUGCCAAGAGCUGUGGAUUGGGACUCUGAUGGUGAUCUCGAUCUCCUCGUCGCAGGUGCUGCUGGUCAGGUUCGCUACUUCGAACGUUUGGCGGAUGGGUCGCUGCACGAACACCUUGGCGUUGAGAGCCCCUUCAACGGCUUGGAGGUUGGUCCCGGUGCACUGGAGGUCACAGACUUUGACGGAGACGGAUCGCUGGAUCUUCUGAUCGGAACCAGCCGUGGGCGUGUGCGCUUCUUCAAGCACUUGGCAAACCAGUCCUUCACAGAACUCACCGGGUCCUCAAACCCUUUGGCGGGAGUCCGGGCGCGCUUCGCUGUGAUGCCAUAUGCCGUGGACUGGGACCAGGACGGCGACACUGACCUGCUGGCUGGUGUUCACACCGGUGGCGUCUCUGGGGUGUUGGUCUUCAACAGGGGCUAUUGCAACUGGCACGAUUGGUGCCUCUCCCGCGGCUUCACAAAGGGUAAGACCGACACCUGUUCCUGCAUCUUGCGCUACGACCUGAAGGAUUGCUCCGGAUGUGGCGAGGACCACUUCUCCGGGCCCCCGGAUGCCUCUUUGUCCCGGGAAUGUCUGGCGUGCCCCGGCGGGGAGGACGGCUUCGUCUGCUCCCGGAGGGGCUACUGCAGGGAUGACGCGGCCGCACUCAGAGAAUUCCCAGAGCGCAGUCGCCUGCAGCUUUCGGCCGUGACAGGCAACGGAUCAUGUACUUGCAACGAGCCCUUCGAGGGAGAGGGCUGUGAGAACGGCGAAUGUCCAGCGGGGCAGGAGUACCACCUGGAAGAGCUCUUCACUUGUCAGCCCUGCUUUCCAGGCUGGUUCAAGGCACAAAGCGGCAACAGCAACAGGUGUCAGAUCUGUGAUGCCGGACACUUCUCUUCGGACUGGGGGAGCGCCUCCUGCUCAGCGUGUCGCAGUUUGCAUUUCCGCUCUGUCGUGGAUGUCGCGCGCAUCUCCUGUGACUUCGCUACCAUCAAUGUCCCUGUGGCCAUCGGCGUCAUGCUGUGCUCCAUUCUUCUGUUCCUUCCGUUGCCCAUGAUGUUUUGCCAUACAAUACCAGUGUCCGACAUGCGGUUGCAACAAGCAGGGGUCACCAUAUCAACCACAGGGAGGCAUUGGCUGCUUGCCAAUCGUCUUGCCAUGGUCUCCUUCCAAAAAACCGAAGUUCCCUGGUUGGACCAGGGAAGCUAUGCGGUGAGGUCUCUGAGUGAGAGGCAGCUGCUGCUAUGUGACAAGCAGGGCGCCCCCAUCUUCACAGGUGCGGACACAUCCUGUGGUUCGGUGCAUUUCCUUGCAUGCCACUCCAUCCGCAUGACCGGUAUGUUCGGAGUCCCGUUCUUCUGCUGGCUGCAAUUCUUCGGCGGUUGUCUCGCAGGUGUUCUCUACAUGGCCAAUGUGUGGCAAGAGAGCCCCGGGUUUUACGCCACCUACCUGGAGCUUCUCAUGAUGCUGCUGGGAGCCUUGGCCGCCUUGGCCACUCUCUGCUGGAGGAAGAGGGCCCUUAACCAGAGCGACUUGCAGCGGGACCUCCACAGCUUCGAAGGCCAGCUCCAGGACCUCCGGCACAACCCCCAGGGCCUGUGCCCAAGGGGCCAUUCCCGUGCCAUCACUGCCGGGCAGCUUUGGGAUUUCUUCAUCUUCUGGCAGUCCUACAUCUGCAGCCGGAAUAUGUACUAUGUGGUCUCCAAUGUGGUGAAGCCGUUGACGCGACCUCGAAAGGUCUCCUACGCCGAGCUGGCGGGAUCUUGCUGCCUGCAAUGGUUCGUAAGCCACUAUUGGGGCACACCCUUCUGUCACUUUGUGGGUACUGUGCGAAAGCACGCCGAGACGCUCUCCGAUCCUAGCCCAGUCUCAUGGAUGCUCGCAUCCUAUUGGGUGUGUUCCUUUGCGAACAACCAGUGGCGCGUGGAAGAGGAGGUUGGCAUGAGUUGGGACCAGUCAUCCUUCUACCUUGCCUUGCGCAGCGGCACCUGCCAGGGGACGGUGAUGGUCUUCGACAAUGACGCCUUGCCAUUGACAAGGUCGUGGUGUUUGUUCGAGCUCCUCCAGACCGCCGAGCUUAGCCGAAACGACUCUCGCUUCCUGGGCCUGCAGAUCUGCACGCCUUCUGGGGUCAUGAACCAUGGCCAGACCAACAUCGAGUUGGCAAUGGUGAUAAGUAAGAAGCUCGCCGACCUGAACCUCCGGGAUGCACAGGCAAGCUGCCUCGAGGACAAGCACAUGAUCGAUCGGCUUGUAGCGGAGCGACCGGGUGGAUUCGAGCAGAUGAAUGCCUACCUUACCCAGGCCGUCAAUGCCGCGUUGCAGGCCACAGCCUUGCGCUUUCAGGAG
Symbiodinium necroappetens is the source of this 3681-nucleotide messenger RNA. The record is from the annotation of a GenBank genome assembly. NCBI's taxonomy places the organism in Eukaryota, Dinophyceae, Suessiales, Symbiodiniaceae.